Osmia lignaria (orchard mason bee) is the source of this 2062-nucleotide messenger RNA. RefSeq lists its product as uncharacterized. The record is from RefSeq and is a predicted model, not a curated record. Gene Ontology annotation, cellular component: plasma membrane. NCBI's taxonomy places the organism in Eukaryota, Metazoa, Arthropoda, Insecta, Hymenoptera, Megachilidae.
AUGCGCACGAACACGCAGCCACGCGAUAACAGUCUAAAAGUAGUGAAUUGUCGUUAUGUUCUUGGCCGGUUUGUGCGCUUUUUUUUAUUGUUAAAAAUCCGGAGAAAAACAUAACGUGUCUAUAAAUUUUUAUUUAUUACGAUCAACGAACAAUAUUUUACUUUGUCAGUGAUAAAAGAAAAUGGUUAACACUAUGAAACUAUCAAUUGGUUCGCGAUGUGUCAAAUAUCUCAUGUUUAUCUUCAAUCUGCUCUUCGUUAUAACAGGAAUAAUUUUAUUAUCCAUUGGCGUUGCGAUUCAUGGAGUAUAUCACAGCUAUCAGCAUUUUUUGGAUAAUAAAUUUUUGUCUGUUCCGUCGUUACUCAUCGCAAUCGGUGCAAUCAUCUUCUUUAUCGCUUUCUUCGGAUGUUGCGGUGCCGUUCGUGAGAAUUAUUGCAUGAUUGUUACGUUUACAUCGUUACUAGUCGUUGUCUUUAUUAUGGAACUGUCAGGUGGUAUAUCUGGAUACGUUUUGAGAGCCAGAGCAUCAUCGAUCAUUCAAGAAAACAUGAUAGACACAAUGAAGUCGUACCAGAACAACUCAGAAAUAAAAUACGUUUGGGAUAAAGUUCAAAUCGAUUUCCAUUGUUGUGGAAUGAAUAAUGCGACCGACUGGACGGAGAGUUUGAAUUCGAAAGUCCUUCCUCCAACAUGUUGUAACAAUCAACUGGGAGCAGGAGACGGAAAUUGUACCGUUUCUUCCUCUACCCUACAUAACGAGGGUUGUUACCACGAGUUCCUUUCUUUCAUUAAAUCCCACGCCGUUCAACUGGGCGCUGUUGGCCUUGGUAUUGCCUUUGUUCAGUUGACUGGGAUUAUGAUAAUAUCUGUUGGAACAACAAUUUAUGCAGUUUAUGAAGACUUCUCUCAUUUUCUUGACUACAGUUACGUUUCUCCAGCAACUUUGUUAAUCGUCGUUGGAAUUCUUGUUUUUGUAAUAGCUUUCCUAGGUUGUUGUGGAGCUCUUAGAGAAAGUACUUGUAUGGUUCUAGUGUUUGCAGUAUCAUUAUCAAUCGUCCUUGUACUGGAGUUAGCUGCUGCAAUUUCAGCUUAUGCUCUUCAAGAUGGAAUAAAGGACCUUCUUGCAGAUAAAAUUAAUGUUACCAUGCAUCAAUAUGGAAAAAAUGAAGAAGCUACGGAUGCUAUUGAUUUUCUACAAUCAAGGCUUUACUGCUGUGGAUAUAAUGGAUACGAAGACUGGACGGAAAUUAUGAAAGAAAAUCAUAUGGAUCUCCCAAAAUCUUGCCGACCAUGGGCAGACAUUAAUGAAAACACUACCUCUACAAUUGAUAACGAUGAAAUUGCUUUUGCUCCUUAUGCACCUGGAUGUAUUAAACACCUUUCAGUUAUUAUUUACAGGAGUGCACUGUAUAUUAGUACCGGCGCUGUGGCCAUCGCUCUUAUUCAGUUGACUGGAAUAAUGUUUGCCUGCAUGUUAGGCCGAGCAAUCAGAAGGCAGAAAACCGAGAGGGAAAGGCGUAAAUGGGAAUUAAGAGAAAGUUUAGUCAAUGGUUAUCAACCAUUAGGAAAAUCAGAUCCUUUCACUACAUUCCCAGUUAUUUACAUGUCCCCCGCUGAAACCUUAAAGAACGCUUAGUAUCCUUUCUUACCAUAAGAAUUUUUAACCAGUUUUUAAAAAUAUUCUCGCCUCCCUAAUAAUAUUUUUCAUUUUUUAAAAGUAUUUAUGUAUUUCGAUCGUUUACAAUUUUGAAAAUUACUAAGUCUACAUUGUGAUCGAACUAUAUUAUUCACUUUUGUAGAUUACUCAUUAAAAUUUUAUAGAUAUAGCUAAUCCUAUGACUUCAAAUUCUUUAUAAUAAUAAUUGUAACUUAUGCUACGUUAUAUUUUUAUAUAGAACUGCAAUUGUAGGUAAUGUGUAUGAAGAUUUAAUAUAUACAUUUCUGUAAAUACAAUAAAAUGUAUACUUAAAUAUUUCUUACAAUUUUUUUUUUAUUGGAAUAAAUUGUUUUUUAAUUUUUAUUUGUAUGUCAUUGAAAGAUUAAAGUUCGUUUGAAAAUCUCU